AUGAUCAGCGUUUGCAGCCAUGGAAGCUGCCAAUCCCAGGGCUCCAGUGCAUUGAUUUCCGACCUGGAGGACUUAGCGGAGGUACUUCCCUUGAACUUCAGCCAGCGCGGAUGUUUGGGACUCUGUGGCCAGGGGCCCAACUGUCUGUUGGAGACGAAGAAGGGAAGCCAGGCAUUGAAUCACUUGGAUUCCUUCAGCAAAGUCAUUUCGAUGGUGAAGAAGUUCCUGAAGGCUCAAGGUAGCGACUUCACAUGUCCAGAGGAUCUGCUGACACGCUCGAAGUUGAAGUCCGACGCCAUGCGACUGCUGAGCAAGAGCCCCUUCCGACCGCAGCACACGGCGGAGGAUAUGCUGCAAGCAGCGGAGCUUCUGUCGAGGGCGAUCGCCUUGGAAGAUGCGCGGCCGGGGAAAGUUCGGUCGCGCAGGACCUACGAGCUGCUGCUGCUGCGCGGCCAGUCCCUGGGUCGCCGCUCCCUGGCGCUGCGCGCGUCGAACGGUGACGCUUCGGCGACGGCGGCGGCGGCGCUGGAGCUGCUGGGCCGCGCCAUGCUGGAGAGACCCAGGGCGCUGGAACCCUUGGUGGAGGCGGCUCACAUCUAUGCCUUUAGUGGGGACACCACCAAAGCCGUGGAGUUCUAUCAGACAGCCAUCACCUUAAUGAAAGAGCUCAAGCUGCCCAAGCACGAAGUGGCGCGUCUGGAACGACGCGUGGAGAAGUUGAUGGCUGGGACCCAGCAGCCCUUGGACUCCGGCGAUGGGGCUGGUCUGUGGAGGGUCGAAGACAUCACAGGCGUCUCGAAAGACACUUGCAUCUACCACCUGCGCGCAAAUCCACCAGGGAGUCCACAUCCCUUUCCGCACAGUGCCUGGCAUAUCCAAGUUUUUCUGGGCUCCACCGUCCGAGAAUACACUCCCAUCUCUUCCGCCAGCGCCUGGGAAGACGGUCGCCUGGAGCUCUUGGUAAAGACCUACCCGGACGGCUGCGUGUCGCGCUUCUUCGGCACGCUGCGCACGGUGCAGGAGGCCCGGGAGGCGGCACUGCAGAGCUAUGCACCGCUGGAAGAACAGAACUGCUGGGUCCAUGUCUCGGCUCCUUUGUUAACCCUGGACCUGCCAUCCUUCACCGGUGCGGCCGCAGCGCCGCAGCUGGCGCUGGUCGCGGGUGGCACGGGGAUUGCGCCCCUGGCGCAGAUCAUCUCCCACUGCGUGGCUGGUGGCGUGUUGGAACGGUGCCAGGUGAUGCUGUUGUACUCCAGCCGAACGGUAGAGGACAUUUUGAUGUUGGACGAACUCCGGCGGCUGGCAUCCGCCUGCUGCGGUCGUCUCCAGGUCUUCCAUACCCUGAGCCGGUCACCGGGGGCUCGGUCCUCGCGGUCCCGGACGCGCCUGUACUUCUCGGGAUGCCACCAGCAUUUUCGCCAGGAGAUGGAGGAUAUGGAGGAGGUAUCCACCUGGGAAGGGCAUGUGGAUGAAGAGAUGAUGAGGAAAGCCUUCGAGAUGGGAUUUGGAACUGGAAAGAUGACAAAUGCCACGAGAAUCGUGGUCUGUGGACCACAGGGCCUUCUGGACACAGUUGAGGCAUGUUGCUCCGUGGGCGAAGGCUUUCGUUCAGAACACUUGGUGCUGUUGCAGGCCACCAAGCAGAGUGAAGCCCCGAUAGACUCCAGCGACUCCAGUGAGGACGACGAAGUCGCCUCUGAGAAUGUCGCCGUUGCCAUUCCCAGGAUCUCCAUUUCAGCACCAGCACUGAAGAUUCCUGCGGUCGAGGAUCCCAAGGAUCCCAAGGAUUCCGAAGGUCCCAGCGUCCCCAGCACCCGGAAACCUGGAGAUCUGCUGAAGGAACAGCUGGGCCAUGCACAGAAUGGGAUGACUUUCGCGGAUCGGGUGCGGAUCGAGGCUGCGCAAAAAGUGGUCUGCAAGGGCUGGUCCACCUUUUUGGUCUUGAAAAGCUUAGACUCGGUGCUGAAGAACAUCGGCGAGGCUGUGGCCAUCCUGGUGAUCUAUGUCUUCGACGUCCUGGUUGCGGAGUCUGUAUCUGAUUUCCUGCCGGUGCACGGCAAGGAAUUUCACAUCUCAACGUGUCUCAUGGUGAUGGUCAUCGUGCUGACAGUGGUGAGUUACACCUUGGCUCCUGCGCGGCCAGCCACCAAGUAG
This is a messenger RNA of Cladocopium goreaui, 2154 nucleotides long. The record is from the annotation of a GenBank genome assembly. NCBI's taxonomy places the organism in Eukaryota, Dinophyceae, Suessiales, Symbiodiniaceae.